Messenger RNA from Pecten maximus, 7136 nucleotides. RefSeq lists its product as uncharacterized. Gene Ontology annotation, cellular component: nucleus. Bases 122 to 3109 code for a protein of 995 amino acids. NCBI's taxonomy places the organism in Eukaryota, Metazoa, Mollusca, Bivalvia, Pectinida, Pectinidae. The transcript is spliced from 10 exons. The record is from RefSeq and is a predicted model, not a curated record.
UGUCACCCGCCGCAAGGUUUGAAAACAGCGGAGGAACGGGUGCUAUGAUGUGGUUGUGAUGUCUUAGCGAACGAAAGACGGGCUAUUAUAACCAUAAAUUUACUAAACAAGAAACAUCAAGAUGCCUUCCUCCAAAAAAAGAAGACAGAGUGUUUCAGUUGUGGUUGAUCCCAAUGUCUGUGCAUUCUGCAAUGUUGCUGAAGACAAUGAAGAAGUGUUUGGAAAAAUGAUUAAAAAAUGUGGCCUCACUGUCCAUUAUUUCUGCAUGCUGUUUUCAAGUGGUUUAAGUCAAGGGGGCAAGUCAGAAGAUGAAGGUAUCUUUGGCUUCAUGCCUGAAGAUAUCAUGAAGGAAGUACGCAGAGGAGUAAGACUGCGCUGUACGUACUGUAAACAGAAGGGUGCUACCAUUGGCUGUGUAGUCGGAGCCUGUCGGCGUGUAUUCCAUUUUGGAUGUGGAAAAACCAGUGGAACUCUACACCAGUAUUAUGACUCCUUCAGGUCAUUUUGCGAGGACCAUAGACCGAGACAGAUGGUAUCUGUUAGUGACCGCCUGGCCUUCUAUGGUACUGCCAACACAACAUGUGCUAUCUGUAUGACAUCUGUAGAGACAAGGGCCUCCAAUGAAACUCUGCGGGCUCCGUGUUGUCGUAAUUCCUGGUUCCAUCGCUCUUGUAUUUCGAAACAUGCACAGACAGCUGGGCUGUAUUUCUUCAAGUGUCCACUGUGUAAUAAUAAGGAGAUAUUCCAGGAGGAGAUGCUCAAGUUUGGUAUCUACCUGCCAGACCAAGAUGCUGCUUGGGAGACCGAGCCGGAUGCUUUCCGUGACUUGUUAGAACGAUACCUGCACUGUGACGCUAGACAUUGUCAUUGUCCUAAGGGCAGGGACUACAAUCAGGAUGGCCAGAAGUGGGAGAUCAUCGUAUGUAACUGGUGUGGAUCACAGGGAUCACAUGUAGGCUGCCACAGUCUCUCCAAGGUUGGCAGUGAAGAUGUCUGUCAGGAUUGUAAGGCUGUUGAUAUGAAAAGGUCUAAAGGAAAGCAGAAAACUACAACAAAAGAAAAGUCUACCGUGUCAAGUAAACCUGUUAAAGUAGACUUGGACAGCAAAUGUAAGAGUGAAUACCCAGGCAAAUCUGAUCAACUGGUGAAGAAAAAACUUCCCACAAAGACUUCAACUCUUUCUUCCCCGCCGCCUUCCAGUACUUUGUCACCUGGCACAGUACUUCGUCUGUCAUACGAGGAGACAGAUGACGAAUUAAUUGUUGUGGACUCCACUGACAGUCAACCUUCCACAUCCAAAGGAUACCAUGCAGGUGAACCAUCACAGAGUCAGCAAAAAAAGCGUAAGAAAUACAUGAAAAAUUCCCCAUCAAAACGACAAAAAGUAUCUGGGGAGGAAGAUUGUAGUAUGUCAGCAAGCAAGACAAUACCUACAGCUACAAUUACAAAUCCUGAAUCAAGCCAGGCAUCGCCUGUUAAAAUGUCCACAAGACAGUCGGCCCUUGAUAUACAAGCAAAAAGAGCCCGCAAUGGGUUUAAAAGAACAAGAUCGGUAGGACUUUCUCAAGCAGAUACGCAGAGACUUGAAAGGAUGAAGAAAGAUCCAAAAAUUAAAAUGAAGAGAUCAAAGUCCAGUGGCGUGGUAGCACCACCGAGGAAAAAAAAUGCAGAUCCAUGGAGUCAUUGUAAAGGACUGUACUCUCGAAAAAAAUCUCUUGCAGCAAAGAAAAAAUGGGCUAUGAGGGCAGCACAAAAGAACACAUGUAGUGAUGUUGAAUCUGCUUGUGAGUCUCCUUUACGUUUAAAAGAUAGCAAAGGGAAAUAUAUUUCAAAAACACAUGUUGCUGCAAGCAGUUCUAGUGAAGAUACUGGAAUGUCUGCCGAUGAUAUUCCUGUCAACACUGCAGUGAAAAAGAAGGGGCUUCUCAGGUCCCUGUUGGCAAGUGGGAAGGAAUCGGAUUCAAUAUGUGACAAAAGUGAAGGAAACAGCUGUGACCUAGUAUCACAAAGUGCAGAAAUGACAUUAAAAUGGCAAUCAAGUGAACAGAUUCCGAAAGCUUCCAAGAAGACAAGGAGGAAGAAAAGUUUACAAUCGAGUGUUGCACGGGGCCAGAUGACGAUCACAAGCUGGUUGACUGGAAUGAAUGGGCAUAAAGGAGAACAAUUACAAACAUUGCUUGGAACAGAAAAAGGCAAUAUGGAAAAUGACAUUAACUUCCUAAAUCAGACAGAGGCAGAAAACAUUAAUGAUGAGAAAAGCCUGAUCAUCAAGUACAAAGGCAAGAAGUUUGUGGUAAAGAAAGAAAAUGAUAGUAAGUCGGAAAACGCAGAGUCAGAGGAUAAUUGGCCCAAAUCUGAUAUGGUAUUGCGUUCUGUGUUAAACAGUGAAUGUAUUGGCUCCAGUCCAGCUCGAAUUACAAGACAGUCUCUGAGUGAGAAAGCUGAUUCUGUGAUUGAUACAGUGCUACAAAGUAGUUUGCCUAUAGACUCGGGCCCUGCUCUCGGUACACGCCAGGCUAUCUCAGAUAAGAAGCAUGGAAGCGUGGAACAUAAGCAGAAAAGGAUAUAUACGCCCAAAACUUUUCCCCGUGGAAAAAGCAAAAAGGUAGACAUCUGUGAUACCUCUAAUCUGUCAGAUAGUUUUGUGUAUGGAACCCCUCGCAGGAGUGUACGUUGCUCUUUAAAUACAAAAUUUCAGGACAAUUUCAGUAGCAUGUCGGACAGUGACGAAAAGUGUGAACCAUAUUAUAGCCCAUCACCAUCUUCUUCUUCACACAUAUCGUCUUCUUCCUCUGACCUUAAGCUGCUGUAUUUUGACAGUGGUGAUGAUGAUGAAGAAGAGGAUAAAGCAGAGGACACGUCAACAAAGUGUGGACCUGAAGGUGACAACUACCAAUGCCUCAUUGUGGAUAUGGAAGAGGAGAAGGAGAGUCAACACUCCUCAAUCAUUACACUGUCUGAUGAUUCAACAGAAGAGAUGUCGGAGGUAGUGGAGGCAAAUAGCACUAGCACUAGCACAGAUGACCCCAACACAAGUACAUAUGUUAUACAGUCCUAUAGUGGUAAUCAUGGCUUUCAACAACUUAGCAUAUCCAUACCAAGUGUUUGAUGUAGUGCUUCCUAGUACUUGAACAGUGCUGGUAUGGUGUUGUAGCUGUUAAUUGUACUAUAUAUAUACUUGUUAGUACUUGAUGUUUUUUACAUAGGUCCUUCAUACCUGUGGACUUACAUUAUAAUGUAAAAUGUACCAGUAACCGAAUUAGGACAAUAAACUGUGAUUUAUAGACUUACAUGCAUCUUGUUACAGUAAACCUUUGGUCAGAUAAAACAAAAUUUGAUAAUGAUUGUUGAACCCAUUCUAAUUGUACAAAAUCAUGCUACAGAAAAAUGAAUGUGAGUUUUAAUUUCGAUGAAGUGUAAAACAUAAUAGGUGUAAACCAGGUAAUUGAACUUGUUACAUUUUUGCAUGUAUCAUUAUACAUGUAUAUACAUGUAUUACGGAAAAGCCAAUAUGUAGCUAUAUAUAUAUAUAUAUAUAAUAUAAUUAUAUAAGCCCUUAAGUAAUACACUUUUCAUUUGUGUAUUGGAGGAAGUUUUUUGCAUACCAGAUUAUGUUUAUUUCAAAUGUCUGGAAAAGAUGUAAACGAAAUACUGAAUGUAAAAUAAUAAUGAUAAAUAAAAAUAAAUGCUGUCAAUAAUACUUAAAGAGUUAAUAUAACUGGUAGGUCUUUUUUACUUUUACCUGUGAAGCAUCAAAAAUUUAUAAAGAACCAAUCAAAAUGGUGCUUUCUAUUUACCUUGAUUGAAUACACCAAUUUUCCUGUUCAGAUCCAAUUGAAGCACAGGUGAAAUAUGUGGUUAAUUCACUACAUUUCUGCAAUACACAUUGCAGGUGGUUUUUUUUUACAAAAUACUUAUUCACAACAGUUUUCAUGCAAAAAUGAUGAGGUAACAACAGAAAAAAUUGCCUUGAGCAGCCCAUUCAAAAUAGUGGCAUCAUAAUAUAUAUAAGAUGCCAGAUUCACUGUCCUUUCUCAAUACAUAGAUGAAUAUUUCUUUAUCCUUCUUUUUCCCUCUUGAAUGAAUGGAAAAUUGAAUGCUAUUGAUUAUGAUUUACUGAGCCUGAGUGAAAAAUGAUAAGGGUAUAUUCAACGGGUAGCCAUUCAUCCUUCAUGAAUCUAAUGUUCGCUUUGUAAUUUAGGUCAAAACUUUGAAUUCUGAGGUUGAGAUUUCGGUGGCAUUUGCCAAAAAACUUUACUUUUCCUACCUUAUUGGAUGUUUAGAUUAAAAAAUCACAUUCCAACUAACUACCUAUUUGAACUGACCAGAAGUUUACUGUUCUCACAAUUUUUAACACUUUACCCUUGAUGUAAUCAUUCAUCUGGGUGGCCAUAUAUGGUGGCACAGCUUAGUUCAGACGUUUCCUAUUUGCUUCAUUAAAUUUAAUGAAAGCAUCAAACAUUUUGCCUAUCAAAGAAAACUGUCUUGAUACACUUUGAAUAGCUUUGAUGAAGCAGAGCUAAGGCUUAUAAUUAAUUGUAUCAAUAUGCGAUAUAAAAAUAGAUAGCCCAAUAUGUACAUUCAUGAAUUGUAUGCAUCAAAAUGGGACAUCAUGUAUUCAUGUGGGCAGGCAUGGAACAGUGUAUAAUCAAUAUCUUCAUUACUGAAGGAUUAACUUUCUUUUUACGUCGAGGAUUUAUUUAAUUUUUACUGUUAUUACCAGGAAUUCUGGAAUAGUUUGGAUAACCAGCUGUCAUAUUUUACUAUUAUUUUGGCCUUUGACACACGGAGAAAACUUUUGACAACUAUAUCUGGUCAAAGGACCCCGGGGCCAUCUUAUUCGUUUACACAAAUGCAGAUUAUGUGUAUUUUAGUCUUCACCUCAAAGGAAGCGUGAUCAACUGGUAUUAGUACUGGUAUGAGUUCAAGGUCAAAUUUGAAAUAUUUUACUAGUAGAUAUUUUAUUUAUAUUUAGACAUAUGCCCUUCUUUUUACAUGUGCAAAUGAAAGCUUAUUUUUGGACAUGAUGUUUGAGAAAGAUCACCAAUCAGUAUGUAGGAUAUUCUCACUGUUGUGACCCCAUGGCCAUGUGACUGCUGCCCUCUAACAUUACUGUUCAGUCCCUGUAUUUUGCCUAUCUGCUGUUGUGGUAGUAUCCUUUGGGAAUGACUGCUGGCCCCAAUUACAUGCCUCCCCUUUGUUGUUCAGUGAGGAAGCCACUAACACCUACAAGGAGACUGCUAAUAAUCAAUCACUGUAACUGGUCCUGAUGAGAUGGAUUUUACCUGAUACUGUAGAAAAUAUUGUAAAUAUGUGAUGUACAUAAAGCACUUUCAAGUGAACUUCUGCCUGUAUGACCUAUUAUAUGCAUUACAAUGGUGUCCAAACCCAGAUAUCCUUUUUAUCAAAGUGUGUUUCUGUUCAUGUACAUGUACAUGAUACACUGUUCAGUGCUAGUAUAAAACCUUGUUUUUUAAUGUUGAUAAAACCAGUAUCAACUGACUUGGAUCAUUAGCACCACCAGAUAUAUAUGUAUAUAUAUAUAACUAUGAAGGGAUGGAGCAAGUGUCAGGUAGAAAUGGGUGGAUAUUAGAUUACGUACCUAGCUGUGAGUAUGGAUACCAAAAGGUAUGCAGGGUGAUCAAAAUUACAAUCUUUAUCAAAAGUGGGUAUGUUGAGAUUAUUCUGUCGAAUAAUUUCGUCUCUAUCACGGGUUUCAUUAGGACUAAUUUCUUUUAUGUAUAUAUAUAUAUAUAUAUAUAUAUGUGUAAAGUUUUGUUGAUAAUAUUACUAGAUCUAAAUUCUUAUAGUUGGUUUCAACAUAUGAACAAAGUAGAAUUGCAAAAUUGGGGCAAGGAAUCUCAAAAUUAGGGAGGAUAUUAGAACUCAACAGUAAUGGUCUAAGAAUACAAUGCUCCUAUUUUAGUUACCAGUGUCAGCAUCUAAUGUGUGUGGUACAUCUUUGAUAAUUAAUGGCAUUGCUAGUGUUCCAGUCGAUGGUUUAUCGGUUCAAACAUAUCUACAGGGUCAUUAAUUACUUUCAUGCUGUAUGCAUAAUAUGAUUGUAGUUUGAAAUUUACUAUGUAUGUACAAUGUACUAUAAUGAUGGAUUGUUUUACUAUUGUAUAGUAAAACAUAUGAUAGCAUGAAGAGAUAUUGUAGCUACAUACUAGUUACAAACAUUUUACACUGCCAUAAAUCAUUGGUUGGACAGGACUAUUUUAAAGUGAUCACUUGGGGAGUUUUCAAUCAAUUUUUUUUACAAACCUCUUUCUGUGUAAAGAGAAGGUUUUUGAACUACUUUAUUUUAUGUCAUCUGAAUUUGCUGGUUAUAUGCGAUUAAUAAUUCACAUGGGAUGUGCAUAUAUUUGUACCUGUACUGUAAAUAUGAUUUGUAGAAAGCUUCAUAAAUUCUAGAAUAAAAAAUGACAUACCUUAUCACGAUAUAACCUAGCAGUCAAUUUUAUUACAGAAGAUUAUCUCCCCCUUUUCAUUUUGUGGCAAAAGUGUUUAUGUGUAUGCAGACUUCCUUUGACUACAAACAAAUAUUUUGUGAUUAUUGUACAGGUAUAGAUAGCCCAAGUUUUUUUUCCAGUUCUUACACCAGGCUUGGACAUUCUGGCAGCAAGAUGUCUGGUCAGUAUAUGUCCAAGUAUACACUAGACAUCUAGCUGUCAGAAUGUCCAAGUCUUGUGUCAGGGCCAGAGGCAACUCAGGCUAUGUGUAGAUUGAGCCUAUUGGUAUCGCCAUGACAACCUUGUGACCUACUGUAGAAAUAGGUUUACUUGUGUAUAUAGCAUGCUUUGAAGUGCCUUGUACAUAGCUGUGUGAUGUAUAGAUAAAUGAAUGCCAUGUAAUUUGAAAUUUUAUUUAGGUUAUAAGCCGUGUGUAGUCGUUGAUGUAAAAUCAUUGCCUCACACACUCAAGCAGAACAUCCCUAAAAACUUACCAAUUAUGUGAUUUUUAAAAAGAUGAAAAAUUCCAAAAAAUACAAUAACUGGAACGAAAUUCAUUAUUAAAUGAAAUUAUUAUGAUUUUAAAACAAACCUUAAUAAAACUAUAAUUUUAUACUUAAUUUUAUAAUUGAAAUUUUAUUAUGCUGAUGUGUACCGAAAUAAAAUGUAAACAAAACCAUA